CCUGCAAAUUCAGCACCUGAUACUGGCAGAACUGGUUGCACGUGUAAAGAAGGUUACUACAGAUCAUCUAAUCUGGCAGAUUGUGAAGUCAUGGAAAAAGCACUGAUCAACAUAACCAUGGUCAUCACCAGUGAAAGUUGUGCUGAUGGGAAAUACGACAUAUCUUCAUUACUGAAGAGACUCAAGGAAGUGAUGGAAGAGGCUUUUGCAUGGAGAUUUGCAGGUUUCAAAAGUGUGCAGUUGAAAAGUAGCAUCAGGUGUGAAAGUACAACUUUUUACCUUACACUCAUAAUCGAUUCCAAAGUAAAAGAGCAAGAUGUUAUAAUAGUGCUUCGUGAUGCUUCCAGAGAUGGGAAGCUUGGAGACUUCACUGUGAGUGCUGUAAAAAGGACAAGAUUGCAAAUUGACUUCGAAACUGGAACUAAUGAAGCAGACACAAUAACGGCACCCGGCAGUGCCACAGGGAUCACUGUUAGUGUAGUGGUUGGAUCAAUUGCCGCGCUGGCUGUUGCUGCUGGGAUAUUUGUCUUUUUCGUAUGGAAGUGGAGAAAGAACUCAAAUGAAACACGAAGAAGAGAGAGGACAGACAGAGAUACAAUUGAGGAAACAGGGGAUGUUGUUACUGGACUUGAGAUGGCGGAAGCUUCUCAAAGCCACCAGUAUAUGGCAUUGGAUGAGGGGAAUCGGUCACCGGCGAACUGUCCACAACCGAGCCAGUCUGUCACCGAAUACACCAAUGUUGAAUGUUGGGAGAUUCCUACAGAGCUUGUGACUCUAGAAAAGGUCGUUGGUGAAGGGGCUUUUGGUCAGGUUGUUAAGGCAACAGUCAUAGGUCUCCAGGGGAAACCAACGAAAACGCUUGUGGCUGUUAAGAUGUUGAAAGAUCACGCUUCUGAGUCGGACAGGAAGGACUUGUUGUCCGAACUUCGAUUGAUGAAGGAACUCGAUGCUCAUCCUCAUGUUAUUAAACUUCUGGGAUGUGUCACGAAAUCUGGGCCAUUGAUGGUGUUGAUUGAAUACGUACCCUAUGGAGAUCUACUGGGAUACCUCAGAAAGAGUCGUGGAUUAAAUGAUACUUACUUCGAAGACCCGGAUAUUAAACCACAAAGUAAUCUGACGUCAGAGCAGCUGAUGAAGUUUGCGUGGCAAGUUGCCGAUGGAAUGUCGUAUUUGUCAUCGAUACCAAUUAUCCAUCGAGACCUUGCAGCUCGUAAUGUGUUGGUUGGAAAAGGAGAAACGUGCAAAGUAACAGACUUUGGUAUGGCCAGAGACGUCAAAGAGGAGAGCAUUUAUCAACGGAAGUCUAAGGGACGUCUUCCCGUUAAAUGGACUGCCAUUGAGGCAUUGCUGUACGGAAAAUAUUCUACAAAGAGUGAUGUAUGGAGCUACGGAGUUCUCCUCUAUGAGAUCUUCACGAUUGGUGGUUCACCGUAUCCAGGGAAGGAUGCAAAAAAAAUGGCAAAGUUGCUAGAGAGGGGAUACAGAAUGCCUAAACCACAACAUGUGGAUGAGAAGUUGUAUGACAUAAUGACAAACUGUUGGAACGACGACCCUAACUUGAGACCAUCUUUUGAAAAUCUGAGGAAAGAACUCAAAGAAAUGGAAAACCGGCACAAGGGGCUGAUAAAUUUAAGCAAUUACGACGAUCGACUCUACGUUAAUGUUGACGAUCUUGCUGUGUAAGCGUAUGCAUUGUUAUGGAGCAAAGGAUUAAGUGAUAAGUCUUGCAGCCCUAGGAGAUCGUAUGCUAUUUUCUCUGUGUAUUUGAAGUUAACCUUUCAUCCUUUGUUAAUACACAACGAUAGUCUAACAGCGAAGGGAGGAACAGUAUAACUUUCCUUUAGUUUCAUGUGUAUCUUUUAGCAUUUUUGUCUUGAAAAGACACACGUUUUUUUAGAAAUUUAUUACAAGUGAUAUAAAUUAAAAUGAAUGUUUCAGACUAAAUAUUCAUUUUCGUGUACAGUGUAAAACUGUUGAGGAAUUUAUGAGAAUAAUAGUGUAUUUAUGACAUUUAUUUGACGGCUGUUCUGUGAGUUCCACUCUAAAUCAAAGGAUUGUUAAUUAAGCUAAUGAUUGGACAAAGUCUUUUUCUUUUGUUAUUUAAACAAUUGUUUUCGCUGAAAUUUUUUAUGUCAGGUUGAUACAUUUUCUGUGUUGUACAGCAUCGUAAAAAUCAAUAAAUAGUUUCUGUUGGUGACCACGA
Pocillopora damicornis (cauliflower coral) is the source of this 2203-nucleotide messenger RNA. RefSeq lists its product as uncharacterized. Gene Ontology annotation, molecular function: transmembrane receptor protein tyrosine kinase activity; ATP binding. Gene Ontology annotation, cellular component: signaling receptor complex; plasma membrane. Lineage: Eukaryota; Metazoa; Cnidaria; Anthozoa; Scleractinia; Pocilloporidae. Gene Ontology annotation, biological process: cell surface receptor protein tyrosine kinase signaling pathway; protein phosphorylation; multicellular organism development. The record is from RefSeq and is a predicted model, not a curated record.